AUGAGUUCCAUACUAUACAAGGCAUUACCAAGUGCAAGAAUACCGCUCGUUAGAUACUCUGCCAGAUCUAAAAGACUUAAUAAAGCUGAAGUUCAAUUAUUAAAAGAUUUCCCAAAUGUUGGUGUUAAAGGUCAAAUUGUUAAAGUUUCACAUUCAUUAAUGAGAAAUACUCUACAUCGUUAUAAUGGUGCUGCAUAUAUUUUACCAAAUCAAGGUCCAAGAAUCCCAGUGGUGAAACCAAAGAGAAAUAAUCUAACGUUCUCCAAUACAAAUGUUGAAACUCAAGUUAAAGUUGAAAAACCAAAACCAAUAGAAAUUAAACCAGAAAUUAAACAACAACCAAAACAACAAAGUAAACCAGAAAUUAAAAUCCCAGGGUUAUUACUUAACAUUCCAACUAAUUCUCAAUCAACUCCAAAGACAAAUAUUUCACCAUCAGAUUCAUUAUCAUUAUUUAAAUUAUCUCGUGAAUUAUCAACUUCUUUAACAAUUAAUAAACCAGGUUUAAAUGAUACAAACUUAUCUGAAGCUUUAACCAAAAAAGAUAUUGUUUCUUUCAUUAAUUCAUCUGUUACUUCUAAAAUUCAAGAAUCAAAUUUAGAGAUCAAAUCUAAUUCAAAUGAAACUAUUAAUAAAAUUGAACUUUUUGAUGAUUAUAACUUAUUAAUUUGGAAAGAUGAAGAAAAUAUAGCUAUUAACUUGACUGUUAGUCCAGCUUAA
Hansenula ciferrii is the source of this 720-nucleotide messenger RNA. It is a transcript of the gene MRPL50, whose product is annotated as mitochondrial 54S ribosomal protein bL9m MRPL50. Gene Ontology annotation, cellular component: ribosome; mitochondrion. The record is from RefSeq and is a predicted model, not a curated record. Gene Ontology annotation, biological process: translation. The transcript has a single exon. Gene Ontology annotation, molecular function: structural constituent of ribosome. The coding region runs from base 1 to 720 and encodes 239 amino acids. Lineage: Eukaryota; Fungi; Ascomycota; Saccharomycetes; Phaffomycetales; Wickerhamomycetaceae.